AAGUUAAGUGAAGUUAAAACAGAUAAUAUAAGGGGUUAUGAUGACUUCAAGAUGGACCAGCAUGGCAAUCCCAUUUCCACCUAUUCAGCCGUUAUCGAAUGGCGCCAUGGGAAGAGACAAAGAGGAGGGUGGCCUCAUUACAGGGGCACUGUUGUUUUUGUCUGCGCUACUCGUUUUGAGGCAGCUUGUAAACUUAAUGCACUGCUGAAGGAAAAUGAACUAUCAGAUCUGACCAAGAGGGAAUCAGUCUACUCUAAAAACAGUCAGGAUGAGUCGGAUGACUCAGAUCCAAAUGAGACUCAGAUUCUGUCGCAACCGUUGCGAGUCAAGAAAUCAAAGGCUCACACAGGGAAAGACCCUGCAGAGGAAUUUCUUGCCAUGUACAGUCAUUCACCACCUUCAGUCCCUCAGUGUGAUAAAAGUCCAAGAAAGACAGUAGUUGAUCUAAAGCGAGAGAUCCAAGACCUGAAAGAAGAGAAUGCUAAACUGAGGGAUCUGCUUGUCCAAGAUGUGCCAGAACUCAUGAAGACGAUGAAAAAUGUGAUUCAUUUGGCUGAACCUAAGAGAUCCAGUUUGCAGCUCUGCCAAAGUUCUCCGCAGUCCAGGCCAGGUUCAUCAUCUGAUGAUUCACUCCUGCCCUUUCCCAAAGCUACUCCAUCCUUCUCCACAUCAGAGUCUGUCAUUGCAUCAUCAAAGGAGUCCCAGUCGUCCAAGGUGGAGAUCCAUCCUGGGACUGGAGUCAUGAUAGAGAAAUUGGCAUGGGCCUAUGCUUGUAAUGCAAGUUCAGCUACAGUAUUUGUGAGGCAUCUGCUCACAGCAGUCUUCCCUACGAAGAUACUGCUUGUGAGCAAUCUUCGGGGGGGAAAACGAGGCAGAGGAGAUGCACGUUUACCUCUGGAUAAGAAUAAACUGGAUGCCAUCUACAGUGCAACUCUUGAGAGGUGGCCUGGGACCCAACCCUCCAGCAUUGGUACCACAAUCAAUGCCAAGAUCACAGAGCUCCGAGCCAAAAGUAAAAAUGUUUCUGUUACAGAGUCCCCUUAAACUGAGCUUUAAUGUCUUGUGUGGCACAUAUUGUAUUAUUGUUAUGAUAUGUCAUGCCAGGUUUAUUCUACUCUAGAGGAACUGUUGUAAGUGGGUAGGUUUUAUCCCACCCUGUUUUUGCCUAAGUUCAAACCUAAGCAGAAAAAACUAUCCAUGUUUAGAUUGCUCUUUUACUAAAAGAGCUGGGGUAAGGUUAAAUAUUUUGAUCUAAUAUCAGUGUUUCAUGUUAA
Molecule: messenger RNA, 1274 nt
Organism: Melanotaenia boesemani (Boeseman's rainbowfish)
Lineage: Eukaryota; Metazoa; Chordata; Actinopteri; Atheriniformes; Melanotaeniidae
Exons: 6
Coding region: 52-1044 (330 amino acids)
Molecular function (GO): DNA binding
Source: RefSeq, a predicted model, not a curated record